Aspergillus puulaauensis is the source of this 453-nucleotide messenger RNA. RefSeq names its product Tvp18 family protein (gene TVP18). Lineage: Eukaryota; Fungi; Ascomycota; Eurotiomycetes; Eurotiales; Aspergillaceae. The record is from RefSeq and is a predicted model, not a curated record. Gene Ontology annotation, cellular component: Golgi membrane. The transcript has 4 exons. Gene Ontology annotation, biological process: vesicle-mediated transport. Bases 1 to 453 code for a protein of 150 amino acids.
AUGUCUGUUAUCACGGAAGAAUUGCGCUCAAGAAACUUCAGUAUCUACGGGCAAUGGACGGGUGUGCUGUGCAUCAUCCUGUGUCUUGCCGUUGGUAUCGCCAACAUUUUCUCAUUCAAUGCGGUUCUCAUCGUUUUCAGUAUUCUGUGCAUUGUUUCCGGUUGCAUCCUCAUUUUCACUGAGGUGCCCUUCCUGCUCAGAAUCUGCCCUACAUCCGAGAAAUUCGACACUUUUAUCCGACGCUUCACAACCAACUGGAUGCGCGCUGGAAUGUAUACCAUCAUGAGUGUUGUCCAGUGGCUUAGUCUCAUUGAGAGAGGCUCUAGUUUAAUUGCGGCCGCCGUCCUUCUUCUCAUCGCCGGUAUUUUCUAUGCACUGGCUGGCCUCAAGAGCCAGGAUUUUGUUGGCAGCAAAACCUUGGGCGGACAAGGCAUUGCGCAGAUGAUCGUUUAG